Molecule: messenger RNA, 8966 nt
Organism: Mercenaria mercenaria
Lineage: Eukaryota; Metazoa; Mollusca; Bivalvia; Venerida; Veneridae
Product: integrin alpha ina-1-like
Exons: 4
Biological process (GO): integrin-mediated signaling pathway; cell-matrix adhesion; cell adhesion mediated by integrin
Cellular component (GO): integrin complex; external side of plasma membrane
Molecular function (GO): integrin binding
Source: RefSeq, a predicted model, not a curated record
GAGUGUGGCAAAACGGCAAAGUGUUAUGAGAUACGCUGUAAGAUUGGUAUAUUGGAUGCAGGUCAGUCAGUGAGAAUACAGAUGCAGUCCAGGCUCUGGGAGAGUACAUUGCUGGAAGAUUUUACAGGAGUAGACGAAGUGCAUAUAAAGUCAACAGGAAAAAUUCAUAUUCGUCCAGAACUUAAUGUUGUACAGAGCAAAACAAACAAUGAUAAAGACCAGGCCACAACUAUAGCCAUUCCAAGUUUGCUAAUCGUGAAAGAGAAGCCCCUGGCAUGGUGGAUAUAUGCUCUAGCUGUGCUUGGGGGAAUAUUUGUCCUCAUUUUACUUGCCUUAUGUUUGUGGAAGUGUGGAUUCUUUAAGAGAAGAAGAUACGAGGAAGUGUCAUCAUAUAGUGUGAAAGUAGAAAAGAAGAAAAACAUAAAUAAUCCAACAUAUAGCACUAAAGUUGAGACCAAGAAAGAAUAUUUAGAUGAAAAUGAAUAUUUCCUGAAGCACUGAAACUAAGCUUGUUGCUAGGAUACAGACAUUUAUCAUGCAUUCCAAAAACUGUGACUGGGAAUCAUAAAGAUCUACCCAACCUUUGUUAAAUUCAUGAAUUUGAAGCUUGGAAUUGUCCAUUGAUAUAUCAAUAUGUGACACAAAUUCUGAUUGGUGAACGUGAGUGCCAGUGUUUGUGUGCCAAGUUCUGAUUGGUCAUGGGGUCAAUCAUGAUUUUAAAAUUAGAUUUGACUAAAACUCUCAUCUAGCUACCUUAUUUGGAAUUGGAUUGAUCUUUAGCUAUAUUAGUCCAUUCGUGACCUCAGUUCAUAUUUGUCCAUGGAUCUGUCCAGUAUAUGACAAUAAUUUGGAUUGGUUGUGUGUGAUACUGUGUUAACUUGCUGACUGAGAAAAAAUAGAAAGCUGGAACCAAAGUUGUUAUACAAUUGUACUGCUGUCUGAAAUGUGAUGUUAUGUGUUGUUAAACAGCUGCGUUACUGUUCUGUUUUAAAACGUGGGUGCGAUUAAGAUUUGCUCCAGUUUAUUUGAGCCGCACCAUGAGAAAACCCAACGUAGUGCAUUUGCGACUAGCAUGGAUCCAAACCAGCCUGCACAUCUGCGCAGUCUGGUCAGGAUCCAUGCUGUUCGCUGACGUUUCUCUAAUUGCAAUAGGUUUCGAAAGUGAACAACAUGGAUACUGCGCAGGCUGGUCCAGAUCCAUGCUGGUCCCAAAUGCACUAUGUUGGUUUUCUCAUAGUGCGGCUCAUUUACACAUUUACAUCGGAAUAUCUUUUGUUAAAGUCCUCAGUAUUCAGUGGAAUAUUCCAGAUGAGCUCUUACUCAAUGACUUUUGUCUGGUUAUUAAUAUUUGGAUCUCCUCGAGGAUACUUUUUUUUUUUUAAGAAAAAAAAAAACAUGGAGAGACUGCUUUUUUUAGAGUGUUCAUGUUGAGCAAACAUGGUCCUAAUUUGUUUCUUAAUCAUUUGUCGGUAUAGAUUAUGAGUUUUUUUAGGAACAAAAUUUACAAAGGUGUUGACAUACUUAGAACUAAAAUCAUUUCUGUUAUCUGUGAGAAAACGUUUGUGAAAUUUAGUACAGUUUUAUAUGUAAUUUGAAGAGUGCAUGUACACUAUAUUCUUGUUGCCAUUUUGUUUGCUGUAAGGUUUUUUAUUCUUUAUUUUUGUCUUGAUCAUAGAUGGUCAGUAGAAUAAUUAUAAGGAGAGUUCCCCCACCUCUGUAUCCUGUGUCAGUUCACAACUAUACUUGUAGUGAUAUUGAAUCUCGCCUCUCUGAAAUAUUGUGUACUUAUAUAUGAAUAUUAUUAAAUUCAGAGUUAAUUGCUUAAAAGAAUCUGUGGUCCUAAAAAUACAGAAAUAUUUCUCUUCCAGUAAUAUCAUAUUUUAUCAGGAAAAAUUAAGAGCACCUUUUAGCUUGUCGGUGCUCUUUAAGCUAGUAGCAUAUUUAGUGAAUUGCAAUAUGAGAUUCAAGUAAAUUUUUGAUCUCAUGCAGCCAUGACUUUCAAGUUUUAGUCAUAGAGGAAAGAUUACCAGUAAAUUGAUUGAUAGAAGAUGGCUGAAAACCUUUCUUUUUAGAUUAGUCCUGAAUUGUUAUAAUUUGCCAAAAUAGUUCAUUAUUUUGGUUUGGUUAUGGCUGCAUUCAGUGUUAGUUUGGAUUUUUUUAUCAAUAAAGAGAUUUAAUUUGAUUCUGGGCAUUCUACUAUUCUGUGUAUUUAGACUUUCUUUUAAAAAAAUGCACAGCUUAGUAUAGGACAAGUUGCAUUAUGCAGAUUGAGUUACAGUUAUAAUACUAUAGAGGUUUGAUACUAAAUUAUACCAUGCAGACUGUGUUACAAUUUUGUAAUGGACUAUUUUACAGUUUAUGACAUAUAGACUAUGUUUUGGUUAAUUUGUAGACUGUGCAACAGUUUAGUAAUUAAACUGUGUUAAGGUAAAGUGUAGAUCAGAUACAAGCAUAAUAGUGUGCCUUAUAUGCGUAGUCAAAAGAAUUACACGUGUAACUAGUCAUAUACAGCUUGCUUUUGUUUACCUUUGUACAAAAUAUUCUGUUUAUACACAUGCUGCCUUUUGUUGUUACAUAUGCAAAUGCAACUAUUUGCUCAUAGAUUUCAAAUGUCAUUGGUCCUCUACCAUAGAUUCAUGUUAAGAAGUUCCAAGUUGCUUGUAGAGAACCAGUUGUUACCAGUACAGAAUCCAGGGACACUGGUUAGGUUAAUUGACAAUAAUUACAUAACUGAAAUAUUAUUGAAAAAUGGUGUUAAACCAUUUAAACAUAAUUAGUUCAACAGCAAUGCUUGACAGUGUCCUGAUUUUAUAACAUAGAAAUUCAGGCUGUAAGGUUAUAUUUGUAGGCUCAACUGAGACUUUAACCCUGUAAUUGGUUGAAUUCAGAUUUGUGCUUAAAAAAAUAGACAACUAACCAAAUCCUGAGCUUUGAGAUUGGUCUAUAAGUUUAGACAAAGAAAUCUAUUAUCUUUCAAAAUCUUUUCAACAGAACAUGAACAAAUUAAACUGUAGAUAUGGAGUAUCUUGUACAGACUAUUUGAUAGAAUUUUAGUUACUUAUUCUAGAGCUGAAUAUAUAAUUUUAGGUUGAAGGUACAGAAAAAGGUUCUUUAAUGUUACUAACAUUGAGUUGCAUGUUUUAUUUUCAUUACAAAAGUUCAGUUAAUGUUGUUGAUUAUCCUGUGUAUGUCAUGUUAUAUUUGCUUACAGUUUUGUACAUAUAUGUAUACAAUAUUCAUCAGUGUCUAUGCCAUAAACAUUCCGUAACCAUUACUACAUGUCUAAAGUUGAGAAUGACAUCCUGUGUCCAUUUUUACAUCAGUUUGCCUCCUUCAUAGAUUAAGUUAACUCAUUUUCUGAUCAUCAGUAAGUUGAGAGACAUUUUUAUUGUAAUGUUUGGACAUUUUUAUUGAAAUAGGUUGUUUUUUAAUUGGAUCCUCAUAUUUAAAAUGUCAUAAUUUUGAAGAAGUUGCUCAAAGAUUUUUACUUAAAAUUUAGAAGAGAUACCAGCUGUCAAAGUGUACUGCUCUUCACAGAGUCAGUUACAGAAAGAUGGUUAUUGGGUAAUCUGAUGUCAUCGCUGCUUCCCCCACUUUAGAUUAAGGUGUAUUUGUAAAUUCUCUACUAUACAUAAGGUAUUUUUGAAUAUCUGUGAGAGCUGUGCUGUGUUUUUGAUGAAAGGCCAUUCCAAAUUUGAUCUGUGUUUUUUGGAGACCUACCUUGCAGACAAGAAAAAAGUACCGAUUAAAACAUAAUUUGUAUUUGUAGCUACAAUAUCUUUGUUGAUACAAAAAAAAAACUGUGUCUAACAAGAAAUGAAAUGUAAUAUAUUAAUUUACUGAGUAUCACAAUGUAGCAUUCAUAGUGGAAGAAAAACUUUAAACUGAGGUAAUAUUUUGUAAAUGAAUUAAAUUGGUCAUUAUUGUUAUGUUUUGUAUGUCACUGUUGGCAGUUUUUAACAUUAUUAGAUUUCUUAUUUGAUCAGAUAGGCCAAAUUCUGCCUUCACGUUGGCACUAUCAAAUUUGGUAUGGUCUAACUAUACCAGUGCUUAUAUUAAACAUUCCAGAACUUGUAUUUACAGCAUUUGUGUCUUGAUUCAGUCUUGACAAGCUCUGUGUAGGUGGAUUAGUUUUAAGCUGAGCAUCUGUAACUAAAAGUGUCAGAUUUGUAAUUUAGGUCUUACCUGCAUGCUUUGAUAACUUGCCAACAAUGAUGCCCUAUUGUUUCCUCAGUAUACCUGCAGAUAGAACAUAUAUAGGGGCUAUAUUGAAUUGACACACCAAUCUUUGUCAGUUAACCUGCCUGUCUGUCCAUCACAUCUAAAUAAUUAUCUUCUUAACUACUGGGGAGAUUUUCAUAAAACCAGCAUCAUUUGUUAAUCUCAACUAGAGGAUGUGCAACCACACAAAUCACUAGUUCAAAGGUUAAGUGUCACACUUGAAGGUCAGAUGUCAAGUAACUUUAUUUCUUGUUCACCUCAUAUUGUUUAAGUUGCUUUGAAGAUUUUCAUAAAACUAAAAUUAAUUUUUCAUGUCACCAAGAUAGUGUACAGGGUGCACAACCUAGGCUACUAGGUCCAAGGUCUGGGUCACAUUUAGAGGUCAAAGAUCAAAUAGCGUGAAUUUGUUUCCACUCCAUAUCUUCUUAACCACUGGGAAGAUUUUCUUAAAUAAGCGUCAGUUGUUAACCUCAUCCAGAUGACAUUCAGAGGGCAUACCUCAGAUAAAAAGGUCCAAGGUCAAGGCCACACUUAGAGGUUAAUGAUUAGAUAGCUUAAAUUUGUGUUCAGUACAUCUCUUUAACCACUUUAAUGAUUUUCAUAAACCAGCAUCAAUUGCUAACCAGGAUGAUAUGCAGAGUGUACAGCAUAUAGCACUAGUUGACACUUGAAGGUCAAAAGUCAUGACCAUGUGCUUUCCCUGUAUCAAAGCAGCAUCUAUUGAUAGCUUUUAGGGAUAGCUCUAGUUUGAGACUACAACAGGAUAGCUCCAGUUUGAGACUACAACAGGAUAGCUCUAGUUUGAGACUAUGACACUACUCUGUAUGACCUGAUGUCAUCAACAGAAGCAGAAUAAGUACCACAACUAAACAUUUAUAUGAAAAAUUUGCCACUAGUUAACAUGUGUACUCAUUGUGAUUGGCCUGAAAGUCCAUAUUUUAAAAUAUUUAUCAAACACCAAUUUCAUAUUUUCUUUGUAAAUUUUCAUCAGUGCCAUUGUUUAAUGUCAAAUUCAUGACAGAUGUAUAAGCUAAAUAAGGUAAGGUAAUAUAACUAUAUAGAUAGCUGCAUUUCUUGUUGAAUUUGACCUUGUAUUGUUCAUUAGCAACUUCAUUUUGAUCUUCAGUUCUGUAAAUCAUCCAUCCACUGUAUUAGUGUUUAAAACACCUAUUGGAAACAGUGUCUGAUAAAAACUAGUUUAGAUAAGUAAAUAUCUGGUCUUAAAUGGAAAUAUACAGUACUAUAUUCUCUAUAUUUGACAAAUAAAUGUUCAUCUCUUACUCAAAAUAUAACAGAGUAACCCAUAUUUACUAAAUAUGAAAAAAAGGUAAUUAAUUCUGUAGUUGGAAAUUAAUCAUAUUAACAUAUUUUUAUACGUAAUUUUUAAAAUUUUACAUCAAAAUAAAUUUGCUAAUAUUGUACCCAUUUAGAUUUAUGUAUCCUUACUCUACAAGUAAGGCAAUUAACUUUUUUUAAUAUAUCUAUUUUUACAUUUUUUGAAUAGGUAAAACAUUAAGAAUUUCCUAGAACCUUGUACCUUAAAGCAUUAUCCUGCGCCAAAAUGGCAGUGUUACUAGAUUUCACGUAAAUAAAAAGGGUAAAAUAAAGAGUUUGUUGUAGAACAGUAUAUGAGCCGCGCCAUGAGAAAACCAAUGUAGUGGCUUUGCGACCAGCAUGGAUCCAGACCAGCCUGCGCAUCCGCGCAGUCUGGUCAGGAUCCAUGCUGUUCGCUUUCAGUGCCUAUUGGAAUUAAAGAAACUGUUAGCGAACAGCAUGGAUCCUGACCAGACUGUGCAGAUGGGCAGGCUGGUCUGGAGCCAUGCUGGUCGCAAAGUCACUAUGUUGGUUUUCUCAUGGCAUGGUUCAUAUAUUUUAUCUCUGUUUUGAUACUGCAUGUUUUUGUGAUGUAUAUUUUGCUUCGUUUGGUUAAGAUCCAGAAUAGAGAGUUGUGUUUGUCUGGUACUAUUUUCUAAAGGUGAUUAUUAACUCUGUACCAUUUUAUUAUUCAUUACAAAAAGAUGCUGUUAGCUUUCUUUUAUUUCUUGUUUACACACAUUUUGGUCACUUGUUCAAGAGUCAGUAGAAUAAUUUUAAACGUACAUAAUGUAGUGAAAAUUCUGGUUGUUUUUCUUAAUUUAAAUGAGUUUGGCAUUGUUAAAGACAGAUAAUUCAAACAGAUUUUAUAUACCAGUGCGAUUACAGUAAUGCCCCCUGUCACAACAAAUGUUCAUGACUAUAUGAGAAAAACCCGAGUCUUCCUCUUACAAUUUUCUGACUCCCAUAUUCUUUGUUGUGUGGAAAGAAAGAAAAUAGCAUUGUUCACAUUUUAUAAGGUCAUGUGCAUUCAUGUUGAUAGUCCUUUUUGUAUAUUUUAUUUGUACUGUAUAAAGUUGUAAAUGUAAUUGUAUAUUGUGUAUAUUGUUUUCGUAUAUUUUUAUGUCUUAUUUUAUUCAGGUGCUUUUUGCAAGGCCCUGCUUUUUGAAGAGAUACGCAGUCUCCACAUUGUACAUAGCUUAUACCCUGCUUCGAGAAACUUUAACUCUAGAUUACCACAAGGCUUAACUGCUUGUUACAGAUUUACAGUGUUGAUGUAUAAGUACUCCUUUUGAAGUGUUCAUAUUUUGUUGCUUCAGAAUAAAACAAUUGUAACUUUAUAUUGAUAAAGGAACAGACGCAUCAGUUCUUUAAUGAGGUGACCAAAAUCCACAAGCUCACUGCGAUGUCACUUUUAGACAUUGUUAUGAUUGAAAAAAAAGGGCUUUAAAGCUUGUAACAAUUUAUUUAAGAUGCAUUUUAGUAUUUAUAAAUGAAAUCAUGACUUAAAAGUAUCCAUAACAAUAUUCAAUUCUUUCGAUUGUUGAUUUUAUCAUACUAGAACAUACACAUAUUUUCAGUCCAUUAAGGUAAUAAAUGACUGGUGUUUGUAUGUUGCCUGAUGUCAGUGUAACUUCAAACCAAUUAAACGUACUAGAAAAUGUACCAGAGUGUAAUAUUCCCAUAAUGCAUUAUAUUUUUCUAUAAAUCCAACCCGUAAUUUGAAAAAAAAUGUAAAUGGAGGAGAAAAAAACUUACAAACUUGAAAAUAUUUCACAAGGUAUCGUGUAUGUAUUAUAAUGAUUCUUUAACUGUUGCAGUAUAAAUAUGUGCAUUUUAAAUGAUUUGAAAAUAAAAAAUUUAUUAACAAAUUAAUUGGAAACUUAAAGAAGACAAGAAAAACUAUUUUUCAGUAUUUCUGGGAUAGUAAAGUCUUGUGGUAGAAUUUCCUUUAUCGUUACUGUAUUUUGAUGUUUGCAAUCUUAUGUAGUAAGAUAGAGGGUUCUCUGUAGAUAGAUAUAUUCCCUUACAUGCAUUCCGGCUUAGUGUAUAGCAAUAGAAAAUUGUAUAUAGCAUUUUUAUGUUUGUUUUUAAAUUCAUCGUGUUGUGCUUUUGAUUUUUUUUUACAAAGAUACAUUACAAUUAUACAUUUAUUAUUUAUCAUAUAUUACAGUAUUCAAUAUUUGGCUAAAACUAAUAUAUUUGCAUAUAGACUCUAAAUAAUACAUAAUACAUGGCUAAAUUUUAGACGACUUGUUCAGAAACAGAAAUUUGUGUUAUGUAAUAUUAUCUUGUUUUUUCUCGACUUUCUAUAAUCUUAUGCGUUUUAUUUGGGACUGAAUUAAAUUUCACCUAUAAGGUGCACUCGCUUAUAAGACACUCCCUAGACUUUGGACUGACAAUCUAGAGUUUUGUAAUUACCCAUAUGUGAGAGACCGUGGUACUUUUACAUUGUUGAUAUCAGAAAGAAAAUAUAGAAAUGCAUUUUAUUCUUGAAAAUUUUAUAUUUUGUCAGAAUAUGACCCCUAUAAAUGCUUGAUUUCAAAAAAAUUCUUUUGAUUUUAUUAGUACUCGCGGCCCUCUCCUUGAAUUAGAAAUACUACCCCUAAAAAGCGCCAUGUAGGUGAACGUAAAUGGUAAACAUUCUGGAGAUAUUUUAUGCAAAAUUGCUAAUUAAAACUUUGUAUAUACUGUUGUUAACAUAUUAACUUGGAAAUAAUAUAAUCUGAGUUUCGCUCAAACAAGAAAUUUUAUUUUCUUAGGGUAACUUUCAUGCCAGUUCAACUCUAGGUUUUUUGUAUGCCAUAACAUCUAACAGGCAUUUGUUAUUGAAAUAGAUUAGAUUGUUGAAAAACCUUUGUUUAAAGAAAUUUCACAAUUACAAACCAUUCUUAUUGCUUAUACAUAUAGGCUAGCAAAUAUCAUGGUUCACUGAGGUUGUGUAUUGUUUUACAAAAUGUCUAAAAGGAUCAAACAACUGAUACAGCAUUCAGAAAAUAUCAGUGCUUCACAACAUGCAUAUAUAUCCCCAACACGCUCUAAACAGACUUGACCAACAUUAGUUCAAUUAAUUAAUUAAUUAAUUAAUUAAUUAAAACUGUAGAUGGUUGAAUGUAAAGCAACUUAUAUUGCAACGUACUGUCAAGCAUUUUCUUCUGUCUGAAUAACCAACAGACACACAAGCUAAUAUUUUGUUAAGUUAGUAGUUCAUUAUAGAUUUAUUUGCAGUGUUGAGUUUUGAAGUUCUGAAAAUUAAUUUUUAGUUUGAUAGGAAACCAGUUAGGCAGUCAAUUUAUAUAUGUAUAUUCUAUUAGUUUUGUAUUGCCAAAGUUCUAUUAUCAUUUUUAUUACAAAUAUGUACAAGGUAUUCAUCUGAUAUAAUCAUUGAUUAAUGCUUAACAGCAGGCAAAUAAAAUAAAUCAUGAAAUGUA